Molecule: messenger RNA, 1317 nt
Organism: Acanthosepion pharaonis
Lineage: Eukaryota; Metazoa; Mollusca; Cephalopoda; Sepiida; Sepiidae
Source: the annotation of a GenBank genome assembly
AUGCUUAUCUUUCUUCUUCUUCUUCUUCUUCUUCUUCUUCUUCUAAUGCCCUCUUCCGUCUUUUUUUCUUCUUGUUCUCCUCCUCCUCCUUCUUCUUCCCACCUCCUCUUUCUUCUUCUUCUUCUUCUUCUUCUUCUUCUAAUGCCCUCCUCCCUCUUUUUUCUUCUUGUUCUCCGCCUCCUCCUCCUCCUUCUUCUUCUUCCCACCUCCUCUUUCUUCUUCUUCUUCUUCUUCUUCUUCUUCUUCUUCUUACCUCCUCCUCUUCAUCUUCUUCUCAUUUCCUCUUUCUUCUUCUCACCUCCUCUUUCUUCUUCUUCUUCUUCUUGCCUUCUCUUCUAUCUCUCUCUAUCUAUAUAUUAUUUCUUUUAUUUUUUAUCCUUUUUUCUCUCGAUGUUUCUCUUGGGCUCUCUCUCUCUCUCUCUUUCUCUCUUUCUUUCUUUCUUUUUUCUCCCUUUUUCUCUCUGUUUCUCUCGUACUUUCUCUCAGUCUCUCUAUGUCCUUUUUGUUUUCUGUUUUCUAUCUCUUAAUCUCUCUCUUUCGUGGGCUCUCUCUUUCUCCCUCUCUCGAUCGACUUCUCUUUCCCUCUCUCUUUUUUCUGUUCUCUUUCUCCCUCUCUCGAUCGACUUCUCUUUCCCUCUCUCUUUUUUUCUGUUCUCUUUCUCCCUCUCUCGAUCGACUUCUCUUUCCCUCUCUCUUUUUUCUGUUCUCUUUCUCCCUCUCUCGAUCGACUUCUCUUUCCCUCUCUCUUUUUUCUGUUCUCUUUCUCCCUCUCUCGAUCGACUUCUUUUCCUCUCUCUCUUUUUUCUGUUCUCUUUCUCCCUCUCUCGAUCGACUUCUCUUUCCCUCUCUCUUUUUUUCUGUUCUCUUUCUCCCUCUCUCGAUCGACUUCUCUUUCCCUCUCUCUUUUUUUCUGUUCUCUUUAUCACUCUUUCUCUCUGCUGCUUUUCUUUCUCUCUUUGCCUGUUUUUGACUUUCUAUCACUCUGUCUUUCUCACGGUGCAUCUUUUUCUCUGUUCUUAUCUCUCUCUCUCUCUCUUUUUCUCUCUUUCUCUCUCUGUGCACAUCUUCGUCUCUAUCUCUCUCUCUCUCUCUCUCAAUAUUUCUCUCUUUCCGUCUUUCUCUCUCUCAAUAUGUCUUUCUCUUCCUUUCUGUCUUUGUCUCUCUGUAUCUCAUUUUUCUCUCUUUUUCUUUGAUUGUUUCUCUUUCUCUUUCUUUUUCUCUGUCAUUGUAUCUCUCUCACUCUGCCUUCCUAUCGAUUUCUAUCUCUAUCCAUAUAUCGCUCAUAGAGGCAAGCACUUUGCUUUGCUUCAAGAAUAA